GUCAACAGUCAAAGUGUCAACACUGUCAAUCCUUGUCAGAUAAACUAAAUUUGUUUGUAUUUCUAUAAUAUAAAUCAAUUAGAGUUUCAUCAAGUAAUCGAAAACGAAAAUGGUAUCAACUAAAGUAUCUGAACUAACUGAAGAAGAUAUAGCAAAAUUUGACUGGCUGACGCUCCGAAAAGACAUGGAUAGAGCACUGCCACUAGAGAGUACCUACCAAAAGCUCAUUAGAAAAUUCAAUGAGAAUCCUUUUGUACCCAUUGGAUGUUUAGCCACUGCAGGAGCUUUAGUUUAUGGCAUCUGGUCAUUCCGUACAGGUCAGAGAAAGAUGUCUCAGUACAUGAUGAGGACAAGAGUUGUAGCACAAGGGCUGACUAUACUUGCCAUGAUUGUAGGUGUCAGUAUGGGUGCUCAAAAAAAGCUGAAGUAAUCAAUCCAUGAACUGACUGUAUUGUGAUUUUCCUGAUAUUAGGCAGAAUUUGUAGAGUGACAGAGUGUACAUAGAUUUAAGGAAGUUGUCAUUACAUUUUAUUUUAUUUCGAAAA
Molecule: messenger RNA, 545 nt
Organism: Phaedon cochleariae (mustard beetle)
Lineage: Eukaryota; Metazoa; Arthropoda; Insecta; Coleoptera; Chrysomelidae
Source: the annotation of a GenBank genome assembly